AUGGGUCUGCUGAAAGUGGUGGUUUCGUCGUCGUCAGUCCCUGCUGUCACUGCUGCUGUCUUGCUGCUGCUGGUGCUGCUGCUGUUGGCACCAGCCCGCUUGCGUGGUAUCAUCUCGCUGGACAUGAGUGUUGGGGAUGAUGAUGGCAUGCCCACGUCGCAGCAUGACAGUGAGCGACGUGUUGCCAUCCACUGGAUGCCCUUGAUUGAGUCGAUGGAGCAGAAUGUUGGUAACAUUGGCAAGAUGCUGCUCGUGGCGGGACAGAGCGAAUGCUUUCAAAAGUAUGCGCACGCUGUAUGGUACACCUGGAAGCUGAAGAGAGGAAGGGAGACGCUGCUCCGGCACAAGGAUGAUGGUGACAUGAGGUGCGACCACCGAAUUGUGUUGUUGUUGCGGGCGCAUUGCGGCCGACGCCGCUGCUGCUGCUGCUGA
Molecule: messenger RNA, 432 nt
Organism: Salpingoeca rosetta
Lineage: Eukaryota; Choanoflagellata; Craspedida; Salpingoecidae
Exons: 5
Coding region: 1-432 (143 amino acids)
Source: RefSeq, a predicted model, not a curated record